AUGACUAAUUCUAUUCCUUCACCACCACGCUUUCGAGAAGAUUUAAUCUCGAGAAAUUCUACCUUUGCAGACGAAAGGUCCAUCAAAGCAUCAGCAGAAAGAUGCCGUGACUCUCUGUCCGCGGCUAAGGGGCUUGGCACGAAAAGGCGAGUAGGAAGAGAUUACGAAGGGCAUCGAAAUACCAAAACCGGAAAGCCAGCCUAA
This is a messenger RNA of Sclerotinia sclerotiorum 1980 UF-70, 204 nucleotides long. RefSeq lists its product with no specific name. The transcript has 2 exons. NCBI's taxonomy places the organism in Eukaryota, Fungi, Ascomycota, Leotiomycetes, Helotiales, Sclerotiniaceae. Bases 1 to 204 code for a protein of 67 amino acids. The record is from RefSeq and is a predicted model, not a curated record.